UCCACGAUUUCCCAGAAUCUCUCAUCUCCUCCCCACCCUUAACACACGAUCUCCUCGAUGUCACUCCCCACCCUCGCACAAACGACCCACACGUCGUUUCCCAUUCGGAUUCCACUCGAUGACCUGAAAUGCAACGUCAAUCAUCGUUCGCCUCAGCGUACACCAAAUCUAUUUCCAUUUUCUCUGACACAUUCGUUGAAAAAUAGGUUCUUCGUUAGUUCGUCCUACAGCAGAGUUUCUUGUCAGCUACCUGAUCUCCGAUGUGAAGCGAGGACAGCUGCUGAUAAGAGUCUGCAGUGGUUGGUUGGAAAUGCUAUUCUUGACGCACUGGCCAAGUUUUUGACCCAUAUAGAAGAACUGACCAACUGACUUCACAUCUGUGUUGAACAGAAUCCGCUUCUUCUUCUUGCUGUUUUUGCCGGCUGGCUG
Messenger RNA from Trichobilharzia regenti, 429 nucleotides. Lineage: Eukaryota; Metazoa; Platyhelminthes; Trematoda; Strigeidida; Schistosomatidae. The record is from the annotation of a GenBank genome assembly.